AUGGCUGGAGAUCCAAACAAACCAGCUGAAGUGGAAUUAAAAAAGAACAAUUCAUCAUCAUGGACAGAAUUUAUUCUCUUGGGAUUUUUGAGCCAGACAAAAUAUCCCACUGUUAUUGUGACCCUGCUGGUCUUUGUCUUCCUAAUGGUGCUCUCUGAAAACAGCCUUCUUCUUUAUCUGAUCCAAAUGGACUCUGGCCUUCAAUCUCCAAUGUAUUUUUUUCUUAGUCAGUUGUCUUUCAUGGAUAUCUGCCAAACCCUCUCCAUUGGUCCCAAAAUGACUAUAGAUUUUUUAAUGAAGAAGAGCGUUGUUUCUUUGAAUGGAUGUUCAGCCCAGAUAUUCUUCACGCUGGUGAUGGGUGAGGCAGAAUGCCUCCUCCUUGCUGCAAUGUCGUAUGAUAGGUAUGUGGCAAUAUGCAAGCCUUUGCAAUACCCACUUCUCAUGAGGAGGAAUAUUUGUAUCAUUCUGACUGUGGUUGUUUGGUUUGGUGCAUUUCUGCAUGCUUUAGUCCCCAGCGUUUAUGUGCUGCCAUUAUACUACUGUAAGUCAAAUGUGAUUCACCAUAUCUACUGUGACCUCCCUUCAAUGCUGAAGCUGUCUUGUUCUGAUACGUCUCACUUUGAAAGGACUCUGAUCUUUAGUGGCAUUACCUUGCUUAUCAUCCCUUCCUCUUUCAUCUUGUUCUCCUACAUGUGCAUUCUUGCAACAGUCCUGAGGGUACGUUCAGCGGAAAGGACUCACAAAGCACUUGGCACUUGCCUGUCUCACUUGAGUGUGGUGGGACUCUUCUAUGGGGCAGCCAUGUUCAAGUAUUUGAGGCCCAGAUCCUACCAAACUCCAUACCAAGAUGAUAUGGUUUCAGUGUUUUGUGCUAUUAUUACUCCCACACUGAACCCCCUUCUCUAUAGUUUGAGGAAUCGGGAUGUGUUAACAGCACUGAAUAAACUAUUCAGAAAAAACACCUCAUAA
Heteronotia binoei (common prickly gecko) is the source of this 969-nucleotide messenger RNA. RefSeq names its product olfactory receptor 2Z1-like. The record is from RefSeq and is a predicted model, not a curated record. Gene Ontology annotation, cellular component: membrane. The coding region runs from base 1 to 969 and encodes 322 amino acids. Gene Ontology annotation, molecular function: G protein-coupled receptor activity; olfactory receptor activity. Gene Ontology annotation, biological process: G protein-coupled receptor signaling pathway. The transcript is spliced from 2 exons. NCBI's taxonomy places the organism in Eukaryota, Metazoa, Chordata, Lepidosauria, Squamata, Gekkonidae.